Patiria miniata (bat star) is the source of this 2857-nucleotide messenger RNA. It is a transcript of the gene tsta3, whose product is annotated as GDP-L-fucose synthase-like. Bases 164 to 1141 code for a protein of 325 amino acids. NCBI's taxonomy places the organism in Eukaryota, Metazoa, Echinodermata, Asteroidea, Valvatida, Asterinidae. The record is from RefSeq and is a predicted model, not a curated record. Gene Ontology annotation, biological process: nucleotide-sugar biosynthetic process. The transcript has 8 exons. Gene Ontology annotation, molecular function: GDP-L-fucose synthase activity.
AAAAAUCUACCUGAAGUCUAUGCGUUCUAAUGCAUCGGUUUAACUUAAGUCUGCAAAGUGCAGUGCAUGCCAAGCACAGUUUCAUAACAGCAGCACGAUCUUCUGCAGCACUGUCUUCAACACUUCUGACGAAGGAAUUUACUGGACAGAACUAUCCUCCACCAUGGCCGAAAAUGGAGAGAAACGCUCCAGAUCAAACAAGGUCAUCCUAGUCACUGGGGGAUCAGGAUUGGUCGGCCAGGCCAUCAAGAAGGUUGCCACGGAAACCAAGAGAGCCGACGAGGAGUUCGUAUUUGUCUCCUCCAAAGAUGCCAACUUGAAAUCAGAGGAAGAGACGAGAAAAUUGUUUGAGAAACACCGUCCGACGCACGUCAUUCACUUAGCAGCACUCGUUGGUGGUCUUUUCAGAAACCUGUCACAUAACUUGGACUUUUUGAGAGACAACCUCCGAAUCAACGACAACGUCCUCAACUGUGCCUUUGAGUUUGACGUGGAGAAGGUCGUGUCCUGUCUGUCGACCUGCAUCUUUCCGGAUAAGACGACCUACCCAAUUGAUGAGACUAUGAUCCACAACGGCCCACCCCACUCCUCCAACUUUGGCUACUCCUAUGCCAAGAGGAUGAUCGAUGUGAUGAACAGAGGUUACUAUGUGCAGCACAAUCGCAAGUUCACCUCGGUAGUCCCAACUAACGUCUUUGGUCCUUGGGAUAACUUCAAUCUUGAGGAUGGACACGUCAUACCCGGCCUGAUCAACAAAGUUUACUGCGCAAAACGAGACGGUACUCCGCUUAAUAUCUGGGGCACCGGCUCCCCGCGUCGACAGUUUAUUUACUCGGAGGAUCUGGCCCGCCUCUUUCUCUGGGUCGUCCGGGAGUAUGAGGAGGUGGACCCCAUCAUCUUGUCAGUGGGUGAAGAAGAUGAGAUCUCCAUACAGGAGGCAGCAGAACUCAUCGUCGAUGCUUUUGACUUCAAGGGGCCCAUUAUUAAUGACACCAGCAAAUCAGACGGCCAGUUCAAGAAAACGGCAAGCACUGUCAAGUUACGAAAGUACCUACCCGACUUCCAGUUUACUCCAAUGAAACAAGCUAUCAAGGAGACGGUGGACUGGUUUGUUGAGAACUAUGACGUCGCUCGCAAGUAACGGCGGAAGAUUCUCCAGAAAAUAUUCCACGGGUAAACAUGUCAGAAUCAACUGAUAUUGCUAAAGGCUGGUCAUUCCUAACAUGAGCAAUGGUCAUCUAACUUGGCUGGAAUUGAGUCUCCCACCGGAAGGAACAAUCUUAUGUAUCAUUUAGAAAGUUAGUUUGAGUAAGUUACAUGCGAAGAGUUUAUUUCCAAUAAUAUGAUAUCCGGUUCGUUAGUGUGACGUCACUUCAGUUUAAACCAUGCCUACUGGCCAUUAAGUAUCAUCGGAACCAUUGGAACAGGAAGUUUACGCAACACGAGUGUUUAUCCAAUCGGCACUAGUAAUCAGUGGUGAGCCCGUGUGUAUGACAAUUUUACUAACGAACUGGAUUUCCAUUGGGGGGAAAAAGUGAAAUAGUUGCACAGUUACGAUAAAUAGGUAUAGAACAUGCACAGUUAACAGCUGUUUCUCAACUCCUUUUAGCUUUAUGGGAUUCUUCAAUUGAGGUUAAACUAUAUGACAACUAUCAAAACUGAUUGUGGGCGGCCAGGGAGGGCGGAAUUCUGAAAGGUAACAAAAUGGCAUUUAUUGCAUUUUGGAAGCAAACUCUUCAUGUGUUUUGAUCAUAUUAUUUUACACAUUGUAUUCUUAAAGCUGAUUCACAGCUUGCGCGAAAGUGAACUAAGUUUAAUGGCAUCGACAACUAAUAACAUUUCAUUUUGACGCAUGCUGCUACUUUACUUAAUUCGGUUGGCACUGAAAUUCGAAACAGCCUUGAUGCUAGUCUUUUAUCUCUUGAAUUCAGUUCAACUUCAACUGUGCCAAUUAAACAGUCUGAACCGGUUGGCAUGGGUGGCUGGUGCGUAAUGCGCUUGCCUCUAACCAAGCACUCGCCUUUUACAUGUACCAGUGUGGCCCGGGUUUGAUUUCUGACUCGGACCAUAAUGGGUCAUACGUUGGCUGCCUUAGGCACCUUUACAUGCCUUCAGCUCAUAGCCGCGUCCUUCGCAAUUCAGUUUUCAGCUGCAACUAAGGAAAAUUAGCCCCAAAGUCAUUACUGUUAUUAUUGGUUAGCCUCGUACAAGUUUGAGCACUUUAAUGCAUAGGCAAGUUGACUAUGGGUUGGCAAUACUCUAACUUGCUAAUUGGAUUUGCUAUUGUUAAUGACUUAUUCAUUGUAUUUAUUCACUUACAAAUUUGGUGGUAUUUCGGUUGCUGCAGGGAGUAAUAGGGCAGUUUCAGGCAGUAGAGUGAUGUUAAAAGUGGGUUUUGGAUUAAGAUACAAGUUUUAUGGGAUAGGUUUCUAUUUUUCUAGUAUCUAUAUUUAUUGUACUGUUCUUUUUUUCCAAAAAAGAAAGAAAAGAAAAAAAGACAAUGAAGAUCAGGCUUGAAACGAAUGCACAAAUGUAUACAUUAAACAUAAAUGCAUUUCUGAUAUUCAUAAAGACCUAAGACAGUUUACCUAUUCCUAAUGGUCGUAACCUUUCACGUGGUCAAGCUCAAAUUAAUCCCUUUUAUGAUUUUUUGAAGUGUAAUUUGUUGAUACCAAUCUACAAAAACCAUAUUUUAUUAAAACAAUUUUCUUUCCUUUAUGUUUUUAUUUUCUUUUCUUUUUAUGUCAGUGCAACUGUUUUACAAUCUUCAUUGUAUCUUACGUUUAUCUUUAUAGUAGCCAAUAUGCAGAUACUGUACGGGACAACUCGACAUUAAACAUUUGUUGACAUCAAUGCA